Messenger RNA from Ogataea parapolymorpha DL-1, 759 nucleotides. RefSeq lists its product as uncharacterized. The transcript has a single exon. Lineage: Eukaryota; Fungi; Ascomycota; Pichiomycetes; Pichiales; Pichiaceae. The coding region runs from base 1 to 759 and encodes 252 amino acids. The record is from RefSeq and is a predicted model, not a curated record.
AUGUAUGGGGAACUUGCUCGGCUAGGAAAUGCUAAUCAUUUAUUCAUCAUUGAUAUACUCAUUUUGCUUGCCAAUAUACUCCACAAGUAUUCCAUUAAGUCCACAUAUGCAACUUUUAUGAUCGCGCUUCAUCAUAUGAGGUCAUCAAGUGCUCGUAGACUCUUGAUCGGCCACAUUCGAGGGUCAAGAGUGAAUUCGGAUUCAGACUCAAUAGGGUUGACAUUAGCCAAAGAGGAUCUGCUGGGCAGAAAAAUUAGACAUCAGCAUUUGCUCAAGAAUGCCAACAGAUUUGACGAGGAAAGCUCUAAAUUCAUUCUGGCAUUUCUGUUGGAUGUCAGCCCGAAUUUAGCUGUGAGAUAUUUCAACAACAGGUAUGUUUUUGGCCCAGAGCCAUCCAAACUGAAUAGCUCGACCGUUGAAGUCUUUGUGGAUUUUUUGGUUCCAAGAAAGAGAUACAAGGAACUCUUCAAUGUCUUCUUUUUCAUUGAAAGACAUCUAGGACUUAGCAUGAACUACUUUCUAUUACAUACACUUUCGGGAAUGAUAAUGGAAUGGUCUUCGUUUCCUGGCCAGCUUAUCACAGAACCCUUAUUACUUUAUUACCACUAUCUCCGGAACAAACGAGGAUUCAAAAUUCCGAAAGCACUUGUUGCUAGGGUAAACGAGAGGUUGAAAUUGGACGGAGGAUAUGAUAAAACUCGUGCUUCUAAUCUUAUCAGGAUUGUUGCUCAAUCGAACUCUUCCCGUUUGACAAUAUAG